This is a messenger RNA of Glycine soja, 895 nucleotides long. RefSeq lists its product as uncharacterized. Gene Ontology annotation, biological process: regulation of leaf morphogenesis; root development; nitrate import. The record is from RefSeq and is a predicted model, not a curated record. Lineage: Eukaryota; Viridiplantae; Streptophyta; Magnoliopsida; Fabales; Fabaceae. Gene Ontology annotation, cellular component: extracellular region. Gene Ontology annotation, molecular function: hormone activity. Bases 106 to 435 code for a protein of 109 amino acids. The transcript has a single exon.
CUUAACAUACCACAUUUCUCAAGCACCAGUAUUCAUAAUCUCAGUUCUCCCAACCCACACAUCCAAAUAAUUUCAGCUCAAGGCCUCUCGCACUCUCUAAACAUAAUGGCCAAUUCGAAGCUUGGGUUCAACUUCAUGGUCAGUGCUAUUUUUCUUUCCUUAAUGACUUUUCAUGGAACCUUUUCAGUUCAGGGAAGGCCACUGAAAAUGGAGAUCAAGGAGCAAGUCACAACCCACGAAAACAUUAUCGAUGAAAUAGCUAAAGCGGCAGAAUAUACUGCCACGUGGCACCGUCACACCUUAGAAUUCGAAGACACCAAGAAUCCACAAUAUGACGGCGUUACAAACGAUUUCCAACCAACGGAUCCAGGGCACAGUCCCGGUGCCGGCCAUUCCUCCCCACACGCCAACAUAGUUUCAAUUUCAAAGCCAUAAACGUAUAUUGUUCUCAUGUGUGCAUAGUCAAUAAUUAGUAAUAUAUAUGCAUUUUUUACUUAAAAAAUGUUACUCAUAUAACUAAAAUCCUAAUACCUCUCUCUCUUUUAAGGGGGAAAAGAGUAGUGGGUAAAGGAUCUUUGAGAAUUAAUUUCCAGCUGUGAUAAGCGUAUAAUAGAAAGGUGGAAUACUUAAAUUUAGGUGUAUAUAGAAUAAUAAGGUUGUUAAUUUAUGUUCUAGUUAAGGGAUUAAUUGUGUGUAAACUGUAAAGCUAUCGCAUACAUAUAGAAACGUACUCAUAGUUACCUUCUUAGCCUAUAGCCUUAAAUAUGUGUAUCUGUAAUUGUAAAAUCGUAAUAUAGCUAGCUGCAUCUCAACACCUCCCCCCUUCUUUCAAUCUUUGUUGCCGUGUAACUAUAUAUUUUACUAUAAAUAACAAUGAUGAUGGUGAUUUGGUGUA